Molecule: messenger RNA, 906 nt
Organism: Rhizopus microsporus ATCC 52813
Lineage: Eukaryota; Fungi; Mucoromycota; Mucoromycetes; Mucorales; Rhizopodaceae
Product: putative histidinol-phosphatase
Exons: 1
Coding region: 1-906 (301 amino acids)
Biological process (GO): L-histidine biosynthetic process
Cellular component (GO): cytoplasm
Molecular function (GO): histidinol-phosphatase activity
Source: RefSeq, a predicted model, not a curated record
AUGCCAUAUUCAUUUCACAGCCAUUCAGGACAAUUCUGUCAUCAUGGUCAUGGUCUCUUGGAAGACGUAGUGAAGGAAGCUAUUCGAAAAAAAUUUCGUGUCUAUGGUCUGACGGAACAUAUGCCCAGAUACGCAGAAUCUGAGCUUUACCCAGAAGAAAUAGAGGCCAACUGCACGCCAGAGACACUCGAACAGACUUACAAGGACUUUUAUGUAGAAGCAAAACGUCUAAGAGACUUAUACAAGGAUCAGAUAUCACUUUUGAUAGGAGUAGAGAUUGAGUAUAUCCAUCAUGACUAUUGCAACUAUGUCGCCCGAUUGAAAGACGAGGUGGAUUAUGUGGUUGGAUCACUUCAUCAUGUCAACACAGUGCCUAUUGAUUUCUCACCAGAAUUGUAUCAGAAAGCUUUAACAGAGGUCAAUGGAAACCUUGUUGAUCUCUUUGUGCGGUAUUUUGAUGAGCAAUGGGCCAUGCUUCAGGCAGUUCAGCCUCAAGUCGUUGGCCAUUUUGAUCUGAUCAGGAUCUUUGCUGAUCCUUCUUUGGCAGAUAAAGUGUUGCUUACACCUAUUGUUUGGGAGUGUAUCGUUCGUAACGUAGAUUUCAUCAUUGGCUAUGGCGGUCUAUUUGAAAUAAAUUCAAGGUCUUGGAAAAAGAACUUGACAGACGCUUAUCCACAAAGAGACAUCAUCAAGUUGAUCAAACAAAAGGGGGGCAAGUUUACCUUAUCGGAUGACUGUCACGGUCCAAAGGAUGUGGGCUUAUUUUAUGAAAAGAUACCUCAGUAUUUAAUAGAAAAUGGUAUUGACAAUGUUUAUUAUUUAUCAAAAGAAGGACAAGGUAUUGUUGUCAAGGAGCAUAGAGAUGUAGUAAAAGAUGAGUUUUGGAAUCACUUAUCAAACUGGUAA